CUAGUCCAGCAACAAAUAUAGCCCCAUUUUUGUAGGGCUCCAAAACUUAGACCCGACCCGGCCCGGGUUAUCCACAUUGGCGACCCUGAAAAAUUGAGGAGACAAACAAAAGCAAAUGGUAAAGACGGUGGAUACUGAGAAGCAUUGAUGGCAUUAGCUUCUUAGGUUUUUGAACGAUUCAAUUUCUUCUGGAAAAUUUCUCGCCUUUUCCGAUCCCAAUCCUCACCAAAAGCGGAAAAACAAAAUCUGAUAAUGGAGGACAUGGAUAUUGAUUCAGUAGAGGACAUACCUGACACUCCUGAUAGGUUCUCUGUACAGCGAAUGAACAGAGGGGAUUGUGUUGAAAAAGAAAGUAAUCUAUCAGUAGCUGGUCAUGUGGAAGGUUCUAAUACUGCAGGUGAAGGAUCUUUGGAUGGGCUAAGGGGCAGAGGUAGGCUGGUUGUCAAAAAUGGGUACAACAGAAAACAUUAUAUACACCCUCGAAAACUUUCAGGCAGUGUUGAUGAAAUUGAGUGUCAGAAAAAUACCAUUGUCUUGUCCCCGCUAGAGAAUGCUGAACAAAAUGCUCCUUUAUUUAGGAAAACAGCAAUGGGGAGAAGCAGGAAUUCCAUUAGAGAGCAAUGCAUGGAUAAUGGAAAAGCUCCUUGCUGUAAGUUGCCUUCUAAAUCAUCUGGAUUCCAUGAAGAUCAUGCUAUUCUGGAUUUAACUGAACAGAACAUGUACAACCAAAUACCUGAAAGGGCAUUUCCACAAGGUGGAUCAAAAAAUCGUGUAGCUGAAGUAAGAAAAGAAGGUCAGGUGCCAAGAAAUGGUGGUUCUUAUUUCUUUAACUCUUCAAACAAUUCUACAACAUCCAGAAGUAACUGCAAGGGAAAGGAAAAAAUAGAUGACGUUGGAUUUAAAAGUGUAGGUUCAGUUUUGGGACAUGGAAAAGGGGUGGUUCUAUCCCAUGGUUCUCCACUUAGAAUGGAAAAACAAUUGCCUGCAUCUCACCAUUCUGUUGCCUCGCCAAGAGCAGUUGGGAAAAAAAGAUUGGUCCGAAAUGGCUGCAUCUCCCCCCAUAAUAUUGCUAUCAGGGCUAAACAAUUGAACGAACAAUACCAAAACAGCUUUAAAGCUGAGCAAAAUUUUGGGAAUGUGCUUAGCAACGGACCUUGUAUGAGAGACAGCGAGAUAAUUGCUGAAGAUAAUGACAAUGGUAAAGGAAAAGGAGUUGUCCAUCCUCACGCAUCUAAGGAGCCUAAUAUCAAUUUUAUUAAUUUAUCUGGCAGUCCUAUGAGUAAUAAUAGAGAAGCUAGUGGUAUUAGUGAUUCGAAUAGAGGUGCAUGCUUUGAAGAUAAAGGUGGCUGGAGAAGGACACACAAUAAUUCAAGGAAUUUAGAUCAUGCAGCUGGAUGUCAUUUCAGCAGAUUUGAUAAUGUUCGAUUCCAAGUGAGUCAACAAAAUGAACAUGGAGUUCUGAAAAGAGAUAAUAACACUAGUGGAGGAAACAACAGGAUUGUAAGUGAUUGUCCACAAAAACAUGAUGUAACUGAAACAGCUCCUGUGAUCUCAAAAUUCAAUGAAAUAAGUGAACCUUCUCAUGCAAAAAACAUGCUGCCUAAAAGGCAAACGAAACAUGUAUUAACCUCAAGAAAUAGUGGUGAAAGCUCUAGGGUCAUACCUAAUGACUCAGACAUUGUGUUUCUUGGUUCGUCUAGGGAGUCAUCUAGUUCAAGGUCAUCCAGAAUUCAUUUUGGGCAACAUCCGGAUGUUUUGGAUCUUGACGAGUCAUCUGAAAUGAGAGGGAAAAAUGCCAAUAAUAUGGACUGUGGGAAUGAUGAGGACUCAGAGGCUAGGGCAAGACAAGUUGAAGCGGAUGAAAUGUUGGCCCGUGAACUCCAAGAACAAUUAUAUCACGAGGUCCCAAUAUUUGGUCACAGUGAGAUUGAUGAAAACAUUGCAUGGGCACUUCAGCAGGAGGAACAUGCACUCCGUCCUACUUCUAUUCAGAGUCUCCGUGAGCCAGAUCAUAGAGGCUCAACAAGGCAUUCUCGUAUUCAUCCUCCGUUGCAGACUUCUCAGAAUUCUUCGAAUAGGAGAGUACAUGCUGGUGUCCCUAAUUCUGUUAGAGUGUCACGGUUGAGGAGUCGAGUUUUGAAUCAACCUAGAGCAGCGCCAUCUAGGACAAGGAAUUUUCGAUUUCCUUUGGGCAUGGAUUUGGAUAUGAGACUUGAUAUAUUGGAAGCCAUGGAGGCUGCAAUUGGAGAUGCUGAUGACAUGGGAAUUGCUAGUCAAAUCUUCGAAGUUCAACGUGAUUUUAAUGAAAGCGAUUAUGAAAUGCUGUUGGCCCUUGAUGAUAACAUUCAUCAGCAUGGUGGUGCAUCUAUUAAUCAGAUUAACAGUUUACCCGUGUCCAAAGUACUGACUGAUAAUUUUGAAGAAGCUUGCGCCAUAUGUCUCGAAACCCCCGCUAUUGGAGAAACCAUUCGCCAUCUUCCUUGUCUACAUAAAUUUCACAAGGAUUGUAUCGAUCCUUGGCUCAGAAGGAAGACGUCGUGCCCGGUUUGCAAGUCAUCUAUAACUUGAAUGGGAGUGUUCCAGCGCAAUGAACAUUAUUAAAAUGUCUUAAGCAAAUGUUCAUCAGAGAUAGGUAUAAUUCUUUCUAAUCGACUUGUUGAAAAUUUUUGUUCCAGAAGCUCGUUGGCUUCUGGUGUUACUUCACCCUUUUCCUCAACUUCAUUUGAAUUCUGAAGAAAUUGCCAGUGUUUCCAGGGUCCAGCAAAUGAUCAUUUAUUGGUAUAAUUCAUGAACUGUUUUCACUGAAAUUUGUGUUUUGGAUGUUAUCUUUUGCAUUGCUUGUCCAGUACACAACUAGGGGAUGGAUCUCAGCUUGAUUUGAUCACGAAGUCCGCCCUCAUGAUGAGUGGCCAUGGCUUUGAAAUGUUAAAGGAGGAUCAUUAUCUUCAUUGUAAGGUAUGGGGAAGAAAUGACUGUCUAGAAAGUAAGGGCAUGCAACUAUUGUUUUGAAU
Messenger RNA from Durio zibethinus, 3011 nucleotides. The record is from RefSeq and is a predicted model, not a curated record. NCBI's taxonomy places the organism in Eukaryota, Viridiplantae, Streptophyta, Magnoliopsida, Malvales, Malvaceae.